Penicillium angulare is the source of this 1455-nucleotide messenger RNA. RefSeq names its product haloacid dehalogenase-like hydrolase. Gene Ontology annotation, biological process: glycerophospholipid biosynthetic process. NCBI's taxonomy places the organism in Eukaryota, Fungi, Ascomycota, Eurotiomycetes, Eurotiales, Aspergillaceae. Gene Ontology annotation, cellular component: mitochondrion. Bases 1 to 1455 code for a protein of 484 amino acids. The transcript is spliced from 2 exons. The record is from RefSeq and is a predicted model, not a curated record.
AUGACUCGUUUCUCUGACGCUGAUCUGGGUGUUGAAUCCGCCCCUCCCGGCGAAGCUCGUGCUGGCGAUGUGCAGGCCGCUCGCUCCCCACUUGAUGGUACAAGCAUCGCUAUCCCUACCCAGGAUGGCGAGACUAUUGAGAUUCCUGCUACUCGCAGCUCAAUGAGCGGUACCUCCGCCAUGAUGCAUCACCUCAGCUUGGGUCCUUCCACAAGGGACCGCCGUGGCUCUCGCAACUCCUUUGGAACUUCUCUCCCUAUUCCCCGCUCACCGCGCAUGUCGCGAAGCUCGCGUCUGUCUCGUGCCUCCCGCCCUAGCGUUAUCAGCAAGGAUAUCAUGGCUUCGCAGGUGCAAGAUCUUUCUCCCGAGAAGGUGGCUGCCGUGAAGAACAUGGCUUUUGCCUUCGACAUUGACGGUGUGCUGGUUCACGGAAACAACUACAUUCAGGAGGGUCGCGAAGUCAUGAAGAUGCUGAACGGUGACAACGAGCUUGGCAUCACAUUCCCUUACAUUCUUUUGACCAACGGCGGUGGUAAGACCGAGCAGGCUCGGACUGAACAGCUGUCCGAGAUUCUUGACCACCCCGUCCACCUCGACCAGUUCAUUCAGUCUCACACCCCCAUGCAGGCUCUUUCUGAGUACUACGACAAUGUGUUGGUUCUCGGUGGUGAGGGCUACAAGAUCCGUGACGUUGCUGAGCAAUACGGAUUCAAGAAUGUCAUUCACCCCAAGGACAUUGUUGCCUGGGACCCUACGAUUUCUCCCCAGGGUCGAUUCACCGAAUGGGACAAGGAGCACGCCAAGCCCCGCGACUUCUCCAAGUUCAAAUUCGACGCCAUUCUCUGCUUCGCCGAAUCAUGGGACCAAAUGACCGACUUCCAGAUCAUCAACGAUCUCCUCAUGUCCGAAGACGGAUACCUCCUGACCCGCACCAAGAACCCCAAGGAACACAAGCACAUCCCCAUCUACUUCUCACAGGGUGAUCUGCUCUGCCCCACCGAGCACAAGGGACCCCCACGUCUGCACCUGGGUGCCUUCCGUCUCGGUGUUGAGGCCAUGUACAAGGCUACAUCCGGUAACGACCUCGAGCGUGUUCUGUACGGUAAGCCCGAGCGCGCUACCUACAUCUACGCCGACGAGGUUAUGGCCGACUGGAUGGAGGAUCUGCACGGCGAGAAGAAGCUGCCCAAGAACAUUUACAUGGUUGGUGACAACCCCGCCUCCGAUAUCGUCGGUGGUAACAUGUAUGGCUGGAACACCUGUCUUGUCCGCACUGGUGUCUUCCAGGGUGGUGAGAAUGAUGAGGAGAACCCCGCCAACUUCGGUGUGUUCAAGAAUGUUAAGGAGGCUGUCUGGACAGCUAUCCGCAAAGAGCUUGGUGAUGACUUCAAGUUCAAGUGGGAUCCUAAGCUGAACCCCGUUACCGGCGGUAACUCUCAAUCCGCUAUUGAGUAA